GUCACGCAUCAGUCAUCAGUCAUCACCUAAAUUGUUCUUACCACCGCGUUGGAGGACCGGUUCCCUUCCUAGUGUAUCGAAAACUAGAAAACCCUAGUCAAUUCUGGUAUAUAUUCCUCGUCUCUGUCAUUUCUCCUCGCGAUCAGAAGUAGCAAGUGCUCCUCAAGUCAUCAGAGACCUUCUCUGGUCACCAUUUUGAGUUUUCAAUAUGGCAGAUGGAUUACAGCAUCCAUCGGUGUUUCAGAAGAUAUAUGGGCAGUCUUACCAUAUCUCGAGGCUUCCUCCUGACUCGUUCCUUCGGAAUCAUAGUGUUAUUGGUGCUCCUUUCCGCAAUGGAGGUCUGCAGACUCCUUUGUCGUCUGCUUAUCAAUGCUCUGACUUGGCACUUCCGCGUCCUCUCCCUCAAGUGUUUGUACAAGCUCCAGUAGAAGAGAAAGGCGUCAAGGGUUUUAUGGUUGAUUUCCUUAUGGGAGGAGUUUCUGCGGCUGUUUCCAAGACUGCUGCUGCUCCGAUUGAGCGUGUUAAACUUUUGAUUCAGAAUCAGGAUGAGAUGAUUAAGUCUGGUCGUCUAGAUAGACCAUACAAGGGGAUUACUGAUUGCUUCGCGAGAACCAUCAAGGAUGAAGGUGUCCUUGCUUUCUGGAGAGGGAACACUGCUAAUGUUAUCAGAUACUUCCCCACCCAGGCCCUAAACUUUGCAUUCAAGGAUUACUUCAAGAGGCUGUUCAACUUCAAAAAGGACAGAGAUGGAUACUGGAAGUGGUUUGCCGGGAACUUGGCAUCAGGUGGUGCUGCUGGUGCUGCCUCUCUUCUCUUUGUGUACCCACUGGAUUAUGCUCGAACACGUUUGGCCAAUGACGCAAAGGCAGCUAAAAAGGGUGGCGAGAGGCAGUUCAAUGGUUUGAUUGAUGUGUACAAGAAAACCAUCCAAUCUGAUGGCAUUACUGGCCUUUAUCGUGGAUUCAAUAUCUCUUGUGUUGGAAUAAUAGUAUACCGUGGGCUAUAUUUUGGAAUGUAUGAUUCCCUGAAGCCUAUGGUCCUUGUUGGUUCUUUGCAGGAUAGUUUUUUGGCAAGUUUCCUACUGGGAUGGGGAAUCACAAUAGGCGCUGGAUUGGCCUCUUACCCCAUUGACACGGUGCGCAGAAGGAUGAUGAUGACCUCUGGAGAAGCUGUUAAAUACAAGAGCUCCCUGGAUGCAUUUCAACAAAUCAUCAAGAAGGAAGGGCCUAAAUCUCUCUUCAAGGGCGCUGGUGCUAACAUCCUGCGUGCUGUGGCUGGUGCCGGCGUGCUUGCAGGUUACGAUAAGCUACAGCUCAUUAUGUUUGGCAACAAAUAUAGAUCUGGUGGAGGUGGCUAAUAUAUGAGUACUGUGGGUUCUCAUGACAAUGAUGAAAAAACAAUAGUUGUAUAGGUUCUCAAGGUAGAAUAAGUUUGGAUGAAGAACAGUACUUAAGAUAAAUUUAGUGUGCUUGUAUUGUAUUGAGUAUCCUUUUACUUUUUUGGUGAGUAUUAAGUGCAAUGUACUCUUUUGAGUCAAUUAUUCACUAUUUGAACUUUAAUUUUGUUCUAUAGUGGAAUGAAGUUGCUUAGAUAAAA
Molecule: messenger RNA, 1596 nt
Organism: Tripterygium wilfordii
Lineage: Eukaryota; Viridiplantae; Streptophyta; Magnoliopsida; Celastrales; Celastraceae
Product: ADP,ATP carrier protein 1, mitochondrial-like
Exons: 4
Coding region: 209-1357 (382 amino acids)
Biological process (GO): mitochondrial ADP transmembrane transport; mitochondrial ATP transmembrane transport
Cellular component (GO): mitochondrial inner membrane
Molecular function (GO): ATP:ADP antiporter activity
Source: RefSeq, a predicted model, not a curated record